AUGACUGGGAUACCCCAGGAGAGGGCAGAACAUAGGCUAGCGACACUCUCGGGCAUUAAACCCGUUGCACAGGGCAAACGCAGUAUGGCUCCAGAUCGAAAAGCAGCAGUAGUCAAAGAAGUACGAAAGCUGGUUGAAGCGGGAAUACUUAGAGAAACAACGUACCACACAUGGGUAUCAAACCCCGUGAUGGUCAAGAAACCAGAUGACACGUGGCGGAUGUGCAUAGACUUUAAAGAUCUGAAUAAGGCAUGCCCCAAAGAUGUUUACCCGCUACCGGAGAUGGAUUUCAAAGUUGACUCCCUGGUCCCUUAUAGGUACAAGUGCUUCUUAGACACCUAUAAGGGUUACUACCAAAUCAAAAUGUCCAAAGACGACGAAGAGAAAACGACGUUUCAUUCCGAUGUGGGUAUCUUUUGUUAUACCAAAAUGCCUUUUGGCCUGCGAAACGCCGGAGCUACUUAUCAGCGGCUCAUGGAUAAAGCUUUCGAAAAGCAAAUCGGUAGAAACUUAGAAGUAUAUGUUGAUGAUUUAGUAAUCAAGAGCAGGGAAGAAAAACAAAUGCUGGUAGACAUUGAGGAAACUUUUCAAACGCUUCGAGAAUACAAUAUCAAGCUAAACCCCAAGAAAUGUUCAUUUGGGGUGGAAGAAGGAAAGUUCUUCGGGGUAGUGGUUACCCGGGACGGCUUUAAAGCUAACCCAGAAAAGGUAGCCGCCAUAACGCGGAUGCCCUCCCCCAGGACUUUGAAAGAGGCGCAAGCAUUAAACGGGCGUUUGGUGGCCAUAAACAGAUUCCUGGCAAGGCACACCGAAAGGUAUUUGCCAUUUAUAAAAACACUGAAGAAUUGCCUUAAUAAGAAAAACUUCAAAUGGACCAGCGAAGCGGAAGAAGCCCUACAAGACAUGAAGCGUUUCAUCGAGAAACUGCCCAUGUUAACAGCGCCAUACCCGAAAGAAAUACUCAAAAUGUACUUGGCAGCGGCUCAUAACGCGGUAAGUGCGGUACUAAUGGUAGAGAGAGAUGGGAAACAAACACCCAUAUACUACAUCAGCCGAGUUUUGGCGGGACCCGAAACGUGGUAUCCAACUCUCGAAAAGUUGGUACUAGCUCUGAUUCAUGCUACCCGGCAACUACGAAGAUAUUUUCAGGGGCAUCGCGUACAGGUUUUAACAAAUUACCCGCUACAGCAAAUUUUGCACAAGCUAGAGAUUUCCAGAAGAUUGGCUAAAUGGGUGAUUCAGUUGGGAGCCUUGGAUAUCGAGUAUCGAAAACGAAUAGCAGUCAAGGGGCAGGUGAUCGCCGACUUCUUGGCCGAAAUUCCUAAUGGGGAAACUAUACAGGAUCCCGCUAUCCAGGAUAUCCCGGAAUCCAGUACAGCCAGGCAAACCUGGAAACUUUACACUGACGGAUCAUCUAGCGGGAAAGGUUCCGGGGCAGGUCUAAUGCUGAUAAGCCCAGAUGAAAUAAAACUGAUGUACGCCUUACGUUUUGAUUUUGAAUGCUCCAACAAUGAGACAGAAUAUGAGCCGCUACUCGUGGGCUUGAGGAUGGCCCAAUCCAUGGGAGCUACACGAGUGGAUGCGUAUGUUGAUUCUUUAUUGGUUAAUAACCAAGUAAACGAAACAUACGAGGCCAAGGACGAAUCCAUGGCGAAGUACCUGGCUAAAACGAAGGAGCUCAUAGUUUCCUUUGACAACGUCACACUCAAUCACGUUUAUAGAGGAAAAAACCAAAUAGCAGACGAUUUAAGCAAACUCGCUACUUCAGGCAUGGAAAGAGAAGUAAAGGUAGAAACAUUGCAAAUGCCCUCUAUUGAGCCUCGGGAUGUCUCCGCCGUUACAGCGGAAGAACCCUGUUGGUACACUCCCAUACUAAAAUUCCUUACAGAGGGGGAAUUACCCUCCGCCAGAAGCGAAGCUCAAAAGAUACAAACUAAAGCGUUGCAGUAUGAAGUGAACAAUGGCGUUCUAUACCAAAAGUCAUAUUUGGGACCGCUACUGCGAUGUGUAUCCCUAGCGGAAGCGAAGUAUCUAAUCCAAGAAAUACACGCGGGUAUAUGUGGUAUUCACGCCGGACCCUGGGCAGUGGUCGUCAAAAUUCACAACGCCGGGUACUAUUGGCCCGGUAUGCACGAGGACGCGGUAGAAGAACUCAGAAGGUGCCACCGUUGCCAAAAUUUUGCUCCCCAAACACUCCGUCCCAAGAAUAACCUAAUCCCAGUCACGGCAGCCUGGCCUUUUCAGAAAUGGGCGGUGGAUAUUGUGGGGCCAUUCCCGCUAGCUCCUGGGAAGCUAAAAUCUCUUAUUGUAGCAAUCGACUAUUUCACCAAGUGGGUUGAAGCCAAACCCUUGGCCAAAAUAACCGCGGAAAACGCUAAGAAGUUCCUCUGGGUCUUGCAAGAUUGGUGUGCUGAACUUCAGAUUCAACAAAUCUUUACAUCGGAAGCACAUCCCCAAGGAAACGGCCAGGUGGAACGGUCGAAUAGGAGCUUACUGGAUGGAAUAAAAAGAAGGGUAGGUUAUGAAGGAAGCUCUUGGGUGGAAGAACUGCCAAAUGUCCUCUGGGCACAUCGAACAAUGCCUAAGACGAGUAAUAACGAAACCCUCUUCUGCCUAACCUAUGGCGCGAAAGCAAUGAUACCCGCGGAAGUUGGUUUGCCCUCGCUACGGCGUCUUACUACUAACGACGAUAAUGACAGGCUCCUGAGGGAAGGCCUGGAUAUGCUCGAAGAAAGGCGUGAGGCAGCCGCCAUCAGUGAGGCAAAAUACAAAAAGACCAUAGAGAAAUACUAUAACCAACGCGUGGCCCAACAUGCUUUAAAGGAAGGUGAAUACGUCAUGCGUGACAAUGAAGCCAGUAGAGCGGAACCCUCGGGCAAAUUUAGACCCAACUGGGAAGGCCCCUAUGUCAUCCAAGAAGACCUAGGCAAAGGGGCCUAUCGCCUAUCUAGGCUAGAUGGUACCGCGGUUCCACGUAGCUGGAACGCGGCUUAG
This is a messenger RNA of Helianthus annuus (common sunflower), 2994 nucleotides long. RefSeq names its product protein NYNRIN-like. Gene Ontology annotation, biological process: DNA integration. NCBI's taxonomy places the organism in Eukaryota, Viridiplantae, Streptophyta, Magnoliopsida, Asterales, Asteraceae. The coding region runs from base 1 to 2994 and encodes 997 amino acids. Gene Ontology annotation, molecular function: RNA-DNA hybrid ribonuclease activity; nucleic acid binding. The transcript is spliced from 2 exons. The record is from RefSeq and is a predicted model, not a curated record.